AUGGCCGCGACGACCCCAUACAGCCCUGCGAUUACACAGCGUCACCCGCCAGUCACAUCCGCCGGCGCGGGCCUCAUCGCCACAGCCAUCAUCAUGCCGGUCUUUGCCACACUAUGGACGAUUCUCCGAAUUUGGACUCGAAAGAUUAGAGGAGUUUCAACACGGUUUACCGAGGAUGUGCUAUGCUACCUUGCAGUUUUCUUCUUCUGGGGUCUCGGGAUCAAUUACAUGUGCAUGGUGAUACUCGGCGGCGCCGGCAACCAUCUUCCUCAGCUAGCCGGGGGCGACUACCUCACUCGAUUUUCUCAAACCACGUUUGCCGCCGAAGUGUUGUACGCUCUGACUCUUGGAUGUACCAAGAUGAGCAUCACAUGGAUGAUUAAACGCAUCUUCUUCGAAUCUUCCCACACUUGGAUACCAUAUUGUCUCAUGGCUUUCAACUUUUGCUGGAUGAUACAGACUAUUCUGACAGGUGUGCUACUCUGUCGCCCCAUUACAUUGAAUCGGGAUACAGAUGGCCGAGGCUAUUGCGGUAACCAAAAGGUCGCGUUCUCUGCCGUCAAUAUUGUCGAUAUCAUCACCGAUAUCUUGAUCAUCUCACUUCCUGUCAAGAUGCUUUGGGGCCUGCACAUGAGAAGAACAUACAAGGUCGCUGUUGCCUGCAUGUUCGGCGCUGGUCUGAUCACCAUUGCAUUCACAGUGGUUCGGCUGUACAGCGUCUUCACUCUUGACACCUCCGAUGUGACCUACAACUUUGUGUCCAUCUCCAUCAUUGCUCUCGUCCAAUCUGGCGUGGCCAUCAUUGUUGCGUCCGCGCCUCUUCUUCGUCCUGCAUUUGACCGCACCCUUGGAUCGUGGUCCCAUACAUUGAGCCGUAGUUCUCAACGACCAACACAGCGAGUGUCAAAGGAGAGAUUAUCGCGUCGCAAAGUCUCGGCACAUACAAAAAGCUCCACGGGUGCUUCGUCGCUUAGUAUUGGCAAAAGCGCAAAGGGCCCCAUUGGUUUCAAGCAAAUAUCAGAAAGCGAAGAAAAUCUGCGAUGGGAGCUGGAUGUCAUGCAUGCUGACAAGGGGAAAACCCUGACAGAAGUGUCGAAUGCGCGUUAUGGUGAGGGUGCAGACGAGGAGGACUUGCCAUCUGGCCAAAUUAAAGUCACACAGUCGACAGAAGUUUAUCGCAGAUAA
Molecule: messenger RNA, 1185 nt
Organism: Beauveria bassiana ARSEF 2860
Lineage: Eukaryota; Fungi; Ascomycota; Sordariomycetes; Hypocreales; Cordycipitaceae
Exons: 4
Coding region: 1-1185 (394 amino acids)
Source: RefSeq, a predicted model, not a curated record